Messenger RNA from Symbiodinium necroappetens, 312 nucleotides. The record is from the annotation of a GenBank genome assembly. Lineage: Eukaryota; Dinophyceae; Suessiales; Symbiodiniaceae.
GAUCGUGAAUACGAUCCCAAGGACUGGGACUGGAAGGAUGAUUAUGGCUGGGUCAAGAAGGAUCCCGAGAACCAGGCUGCAGAUGACAACCACGACUCCAAGGAGCCGAUCCAGGAGCAGCAAGCUGCAACUGACCAGGGCCUCGAUUUCAAGAGCUGGGUGAAGGAGUUUGAUUCCGAUCAGGAAGGCGAAGGGGAUGGGGGCCAGAUCGCCGGCCUCGAGGGUUCCGAGGACAACCACAAUGCUGCUGGUUGUGGUUGGCAAGCCUGGGAGGCAGACUUCAUCAAUCGAGAGAUCGCCUCGGAUGGAGAG